AAUCCACUUCCGGUGUCCUUGACCUCUGUUAUUUGUCAUUGUUGCAAGCGGUCUCUGUAAACAAAUCGAAAAGUAUAUUUCAAGAUUCGCCACUUUACAGGUGAACAUAGAGAUAUACCAAGCAUGGUCUAUACAGUAGAACAUGGGUUCAUCAGUAUCAAGAAGGAGGUCUAAGGAUCAUGAGUCUUCCAAAGAGAAACAUAACAGCAGUUCUGCUAUUCAGAAAGAACAUCAUACAGAAAGAAAACAAAAUAAUGCAGUCAGUUCAUUUUCACAACCGCAAGUGACACAUACUGAACCAGAAAAAAGCAAGAAGGAAAAAUCUUCACAUAGUACCAAUGGAGAUAGCAAUAGAAAUAUAACACCAGAGAUCAAGAGCGCAUCUGGAGAUGCUCUCACAGACAAGUGUCAAAAACAGAGAUAUGACAUGGAUGAAGGCACACACAUCAAAGGGCAGGUUGAUGAUUUCCCAAAUCAUGUCAUGUCUAUGUCUGACAUCAAAGUUGAAGGUGAUGUCACAUUAAGUAACCAUAGCAAUCCUAAAGAUGUCUUCAUAAGCCCAGAAGAUGUUGCCACAGAUCCAACACCUGAUGGUGAGGUCACUGCUGAUGAACUCUACAAUAUUUUGAAUGAAGGGAGAAUCGAUAUGUACCUCUACGAUCCUGGGUACAUAUUGCUAAUUGAUACGAGAACCUUGGGGGAGUACAACCAGGGGCACAUAAUUACAGCACUCCAUCACAGUAUGCUUUCGAACUUCAUGCUCACACAUACUCUCAGGGAUUACUUCCAUAUUAUACUUUAUGAAAAUGGGGAUGGUGACACUCCUGAUGAAUCAAGCAAUGUGUCCAAUGUCAAAAAUAAAUUUCCAUCUGAUUUGGAGAGUUUGAUUUUGCAAGGUGGAUUCAAAGCAUUUGAAAAGCGGUUCCCAUUUCUCUGUGGAGAAGAAUUGAUUCAUACAGAGAUGGAUCGACGUCAGAAAAUCCAAUCAUAUCCUUCCAUUAUCCUUCCAAACUUUCUAUACCAAGGAAAUGGUGAACAUGCAAUAAAUAACAGUGUCAUAAAUAACUUAAAUAUCACACACAUCGUGAAUUUAACCCAGGAUGUUCCAGCUAAGUUUGAAGGUCAGAUAAAGUAUCUCACGAUACGAUUGGAUGAUCUUCCUGGUUCCAAACUUGCGAAAUAUUUCAAGGCAAUAGACGAGUUCAUACGCAAUGCUGAAGAGCAUCAUGGUCGUGUAUUAGUCCAUUGUAACAUGGGGGUGAGUAGGAGCUCUACCGCCACGUUGUGCUUUCUUAUACAGACACGACACUGGCCCUUGGACCAGGCUUUAGCCCUCCUGAAAGAGAGGCGGAGCUGUGCCAGACCAAAUUAUGGAUUCUUAAAACAAUUAUCGCAGUUAGAACUGGACACAUUUGGAAAGAAAAUCACUGAUAUCGAUUCUAUCUUUUGAAAAUAUACAUAUAGAUUGCCAUUAUAUUCCAUAUAUGAAGGUGAUCACAUGCGACUACAACAUGUACAAUGCCACCAAAGAUAAGUUGUACAUAUUCCGAUUCACCAGAGUUUCUCUGUUAAUUUUCUAUUUAUACAUGUUACAUUCCCAGAUUAAGGGGAAACGCCACAAUAUAACAUGGCGAGUUGUACAUGAAACCAAAGAUGGAAGUGCCAUAAAUGUAUAUCAGCUGAUAUACCAUGUGUUUUCCAUAGAGGUUGAUACAGUUUAACUACUUUAAUUUCAUGUUUCUAAUCAGGGUGAAUUCCCAUUUUGUUAUCAAGGUUUCUACAUUUGGGCUGUAUAGAAAGUUAAAAGUGAGGUCAGACAUGUAAAUGUUUAGGCCUAAUUAAAAAUUACGGAACAACCCCUAUGGCCAAAACCUGGUUGGUACCCUGGCUAUUUUGUCAAUUUAUCAGAUUUGAUUUGUAUAUACUACUGAAUAAUAUAUUGUUUAUACUACUGAAUAUAAAUUGUGCCAAAAUCAAUGCUUAUGUAUAAUCUCACAUGAAUUUAUUAAAAAAUAUUAUUUAUGAUUUCGGCUCAACUGUAAUUUAUUCAUAUAUAUGCAAUUGCUAGCCAUGACGAAUGAUUUUACUGUAGUGUUGAUCACUCAUUUACAUUUAUAACUAUUGUUAUUCACAAUAAAAAAGAAGCAAUAUUUUAUCAGCAUUAUCACGAGUAUAUUGUAAUUAAUUUAUAUAUUUUAUUAAAAUGAUUAUUCACUUAUACUCAAAUUCAUAUACA
Molecule: messenger RNA, 2236 nt
Organism: Owenia fusiformis
Lineage: Eukaryota; Metazoa; Annelida; Polychaeta; Sabellida; Oweniidae
Source: the annotation of a GenBank genome assembly